AUGAGUAUUAAGUUCCCAGUCCUGCUAGCCUUCUUUUGCUUGUUAGCCUGCCACAGCCACAAGGCCACACUACUGAGGACCUCAAACUUCCUGAAGGAGAACAUCAGAAUGCUGAAUGAAAUCAUGAAGACUAAGGCUUCCUGUGACGAAAUGAACGUGACAAGUAUUUUUGCAGAUCAUAAGAGAGAAAACGAAGUUGAGAUCUUAUGCAAAGCCGCAACAGUCGCUUUGGAGGGCCAAAGAUGCUACAAACAGUUAAAUGGCAUUUCCCUUAACUUACUCCGUCUUGUAACACAGACAAGCCCAGUCUUCAAGGCACCCUGUCCAGUGGCAGUAGGUAACACUACUUCACUGAAGGAUUUUCUACUGGACCUAAACAGAGUCCUCCAACGAUUAGCAAAAGACCAUGGAAUCUGA
Rhea pennata is the source of this 417-nucleotide messenger RNA. RefSeq names its product interleukin 4 (gene IL4). Gene Ontology annotation, biological process: immune response. Gene Ontology annotation, cellular component: extracellular region. The record is from RefSeq and is a predicted model, not a curated record. NCBI's taxonomy places the organism in Eukaryota, Metazoa, Chordata, Aves, Rheiformes, Rheidae. Bases 1 to 417 code for a protein of 138 amino acids. Gene Ontology annotation, molecular function: growth factor activity; interleukin-4 receptor binding. The transcript is spliced from 4 exons.